Molecule: messenger RNA, 1852 nt
Organism: Prunus avium (sweet cherry)
Lineage: Eukaryota; Viridiplantae; Streptophyta; Magnoliopsida; Rosales; Rosaceae
Source: RefSeq, a predicted model, not a curated record
UUUGGAAGUCUUCUGUGAUUGCUGGUCUUAGUAGGCUUCCUUGAACUUUCCCUCAUCUUUCCUCCACUCUUGUUUAAUUUUCCUUUUUGUGUCCAGUCCUUUAUUGUGAUAUCUUAAUGUGACAGUGAUCAUUGCUGAAACUUCAAUGAAAUGAAAUUCAAUGGAACAGAUAGAUAUUGUGAUACUAUGAAGAGGGUUUCCUCUUUGUCACCAGUGAAGAAGAUGAAUGUCUCAAACCAAAGAGAAGAUGAGUAUCUCAGACCAAGAUCAAAUGGUGCUAAAAGUGCACCCAUUAGAAUACGAUUGACAAAGGCAGGUCCUCGUCUAUGCGAAAGCAGCAAGAAGGAUGCGGCUGCAGCUGCUUUUUGCCAACCAUCAGAAGAAGAUCUUGAUCUAUACGAACAGUUUGGUAAUGACAGAGAGUCGAUGUGGUUGUCUACAGAUUGUUCAUCACCUUCUGCCUUUUUUAGAGAGUAUAGGUGGUCUGAUUCAUUUCACUCAAAUGAGCUGUUGUUACCUUCUUGGUUGUCAUUGCUGACAAGAGAAAAUCCUAUGGAAGAGGCAUCUAAUUUGCCUAUGCGGAAAGCUUCUCGAGAUGAAGACAAUAAUUUAGAGGAAGAUAUGAAGGAUGAAAAGAUAGUUACUUGGCUACUUAGUUCAGCUAAAAGUGAUGCAAAUGCAAGAGGUUUCUCUGUAACCUCUUCAACUCCUCUUAGCACAAAAUCUGAUUCUUCUCAGAGUCUAGAUUUCGAGAGGAUAGGUUUUCGCGUAUCUUUAUUGAAUCUUGAUGGAGAGGAUAACAAAUUGAUACCAGGUGCAGAUCCAAAGUUGGAUUAUUUUCCGUCAGAUUUUCCAAGUCCAUCUUACAAGAGUAAUUGGGGUCAUGAAUUUCAGUCAUGUAAUUUUAGUAGUGGAGCACAAAGUGAAACAUCAGGAUGUGAUUUUUCAUCAGAACAUGCUUCUGAAGCUGCAGAUUGCUUAGAUCUAAAUACUGAUGAACCACUUUUCUGGCCAUACGAACAGAAAAUCGAUUGGAAUUCUGAAGCAACUUGGAACUACUUUUCCAUGUCGCCGCGGAAGGACGCAAGUAUAACAACUUUUGGAAGUCCACCAGAUUCAGUUCAAUUAAGCCACCAUGAUAGGAACAUAGAUCUCAAAGAAGGGCAGAGGAGAAGGCUAGUGUUCAGCUCAGGAUCAGCAGCAUCAAAGAUAAUGGAAUUAAAACAAAGAUACAACAAGGGUGCACGCAGGACCAAUACUUUGCCUUCAAGGUUGAGCAGGGCAACCAAAACUUCUGCGAAAAUUGUACCUUUAAACAUGAAAGAUGAUACUGCAGAACUCAAAGAUAGAAAAGCUCAUGUUGAAAGACCAGUCGGUAUGGUUAAAGCUCCUGUAGAAGAAGGUUCUGCUUCAAAAGAACUUCCAAUUGAGAUGUUCUUGGGCCUUGAUGAGUUUGACGGGCAUGAGGGAGUUGAUUCAGAAUUUGAUAAAGAUGACUUCUCACUGCAUCUGUCUCUCCGUUAAUUGGAUCGUCGCGCGUCUCUCAUUGAGCAGAGGGCCGGGGCAUAAAGUAAAAUCUGGAGAAUGAUAACAAGAUUGGUCAAUCUUUUAGCAGAUAUCUAGGUUCUUACGAGCUUAAAUUUGGCUCUGGAUGCCACUGUCUUACUAUUUUAUGGACUUGUUGUUCACUUUAUUUCUUCAUGUUUCCUUUCGUUUUGUUGCAGGCAGGAUUCAUGUGCGUCCAAUGUACAGAGAAAAAUUGAUAAAUGUAUACAGACAACAAGUAUUUCUAAAUUGUGAGCAUAAAAUGACAGGCUUCACGUUAUCCACACAGAACAAAUCAUGGCCUGCC